Messenger RNA from Phycodurus eques (leafy seadragon), 2512 nucleotides. It is a transcript of the gene nucb1, whose product is annotated as nucleobindin 1. Gene Ontology annotation, molecular function: calcium ion binding. The transcript has 12 exons. The record is from RefSeq and is a predicted model, not a curated record. NCBI's taxonomy places the organism in Eukaryota, Metazoa, Chordata, Actinopteri, Syngnathiformes, Syngnathidae. Bases 63 to 1439 code for a protein of 458 amino acids. Gene Ontology annotation, cellular component: endoplasmic reticulum-Golgi intermediate compartment; extracellular exosome.
GUGUGUGACGUCAAUUGCUUCCGCAUGUUGUUGUUGCCUGUCGGUCGGGCCACAGUCUGAAAAUGCACCUGCGGAGGAUGAAGUUAAAACGUGCCUGGCUGCUGCUGCUCCUUGCCGUCUCAGCGUGGUCAGUGCCCAUCGAUCGUAAAGAGGUCCACCAGGAAGUCAAAGAUGGAGAACAAGAGGAGAGCAUGGACACUGGUCUGUACUACGACCGAUACCUGCGAGAGGUGAUCGAGGUCCUGGAGACCGACCCUCACUUCCGAGAGAAGCUGCAGACGGCCAACACGGAGGACAUCAAGAACGGGCGCCUGAGCAAAGAGCUGGACUUGGUCAGCCACAACGUCAGGACGCGUCUGGACGAGCUGAAGCGACAGGAGGUGUCGCGGCUCAGGAUGCUGCUCAAGGCCAAACUAGACAGCACCAACACGCAGAGCCUGCAGAUGGACCACGCCUCCUUGCUCAAGCAGUUUGAACAUCUGGACCCGCAAAACCAGAACGCCUUUGAGGCCAAAGACCUGGAGCUGCUCAUCUCCACGGCCACCAAAGACUUGGAGAAUUACGAUGCCGAGCGACACGAGGAGUUCAAGCGCUACGAGAUGCUGAAGGAGCACGAGAGGCGUGAGUACCUGAAGGGUUUGGACCAAGAGAAGCGGGAGAAGGAGGAGCAGCGCAUGCAGGAGCUCAAGGACAAACAUCGACAACACCCUAAAGUCAACGCUCCCGGCAGCGUGGCUCAGCUGAGGGAAGUCUGGGAGGAGACAGAUAGACUGGACCCCAAAGAGUUCAACCCCAAGACCUUCUUCAAGCUGCACGACACCAAUGAGGACGGUGUACUGGAUGAGCAGGAGUUGGAGGCGCUUUUCACCAAAGAGCUGGAGAAAGUGUAUGACCCCAAGAACGAGGAGGACGACAUGAUGGAGAUGGGGGAGGAGAGGCUGAGGAUGAGGGAGCACGUCAUGAAGAGCGUGGACGCCAAUAAAGAUCGACUCGUCAGCCUGGACGAGUUCAUCAAGUCCACCGAGAAGAAGGAAUUUAACACCGCCAAAGAAUGGGAGACUCUGGACGCGAAGCCGGCGUACACUGAGGACGAGCUGCAGCGCUUCGAGGCAGAGCUCCGUGACAAAGAAGAGGAGCUGAAGAGGAGGGCGGACACGCUACAUCAGGAGCAGGAGCUGCUUAAGGAGCGAGGAAAAGCCCUGGAGGCCCAGAGGAGGGAGUACCAACAGGCCGUGCUGGAGAUGUCACAGAGGCAGAAGGGGCAGCCGGCAGCAGGCGACGGACAGCCGCCGGCCGGACCUCACGGAGAACUUCAGUUCCAGCCUCCGAAACAUGAAGACAAAGCAGGAAAAGUUGCCGUCGUGGAAAACGCCCAGGACGCCCAAGUGCGGAAUAAUCUGCCCGCCGAACCGCCGCAAAACCUGCCUGCUCACACUUGAAAAACAAACACACGUAUACAGUCCUUUGAUGUGCACUGAUCGACAAUAGGGGUUGUACAGACAAGUCAACUCUGCUACUUCACAAUGAUGUUUUUAGAGCGUGACGUCUACUGGUCGCUAAUCACAUUUUUGGCCUGAGGAGGCAGAGACUGGUCCUUGUGUGUGGGAGGAGCUUUACUACUGUAUUUUUUUUUUUUUUUUUUUUUGCCAAACUCAGGUUGCUGAAGGUCGCUCUGAAGUGUUGGGAUUCUUUUUUUUUUUUUUUUAAAUUGCUGUUUUUAAUUUAUUAUACUGAAGGAAGUUUCCACCUCAUGUUUGAAAUUCUUGGAAUGAUUUUUCACGUCAUAAAUGCAUUAUUGUCAAAUAAUUGAUGUAGGUCGUCAGUUCCGCCUUGUUCCCCCGCGCUAAUAUGAAGAGGUCUUUUUGUUAAUCUUGAAAUCAGGAGUAUGACAGCAUACAGGGUUUUAGUUGAGUUUUAGGGCAGACUCUAAUGUUUGUAACCACUUUAUUGUGAAAAAAAAAAUAGUUGAUUUGAGGUAAGAUUUUCAUUUCAAUUGUAGCGAUUGUUUCGGUCAGCAGAAAUAUUUUCCAAGUGAUUUGUGCUUCAAAUUGGUUAGCGCAGUAAAUUUUGAUAAAAUAUGAAUACCUAAAGGAUUCGUGUAUCCAAUGGGAAUAGGGAAAUCUGGGAUUUGAUCUGCAAGAUUCCACAAACUUACUUUUAUGAGAAACUCAAGGGGGAUUUUGAAAAGAGAAUUAUUCCACUGCACACGAAGAGGUCCGUGAUUAUAUUAACACGACGUGUAUGUCCCGUGUAAAUUCGGUCUAUGAGCUGUUCGUUGUAAGUGAAAAUCGAUUUUUUUGUUUGUUUGCUUUCUUGGUAAUAAUAAUGGGGGAAAAAUGACGUCAUCAGCGACUCGAUCACAUUAGUGUCGACUAAGUCGAAAGUCGUGCAACCCCUAAUACAGAACAUGAUUGAGACUGAAACGUUUGUUCUUUUGCUGUGGUGAGAUUAAAGAUGUUACAUUUUAUUGCUGUCAUUCAAAAUAAAUUAUUUAUGUCCAAAAUGCGCUGAA